GCCAGUACACGGUGAUGAUGGCGCACUUCUACCUGAAGAGGAAGAUCGGCUACUUUGUGAUCCAGACCUACAUGCCCUGCUUCAUGACCGUCAUCCUCUCCCAGGUCUCCUUCUGGCUCAACCGGGAGUCUGUCCCCGCCAGGACCGUCUUCGGCGUCACCACGGUGCUCACCAUGACGACGCUCAGCAUCAGCGCCCGUAACUCCCUCCCCAAGGUGGCGUACGCCACGGCCAUGGACUGGUUCAUCGCCGUGUGCUACGCCUUCGUCUUCUCCGCCCUCAUCGAGUUCGCCACCGUCAACUACUUCACCAAGCGGAGCUGGGCCUGGGACGGCAAGAAGGCCCUGGAGGCGCAGCACCCCAAGAAGCGUGACCCCAUGGUGCUCUCCAAGAAGCCCAACAACGCGUGCACGGCCGGGGUCAACUACACGCCCAACCUCACCAAGGACAUGUCGGCCAGCAUCUCCACCAUCUCCAACACCACCUCGGUGCAGCUGCGCUCGGUGGGCAUCGGCGUGGGCAUGGGCAUGGGGGGCUCCGCCUCCGACGUGCGCGCCCUGGACCCCAAGAAGACGUACAACAGCGUGAGCAAGAUCGACAAGAUGUCGCGCAUCGUGUUCCCCGUGCUGUUCGGGACCUUCAACCUGGUGUACUGGGCCACCUACCUCAACCGCGAGCCCAUGGUCAAAGGGGUGCCUACCUCCACGUAAUCCCCGGCUGCCCCCCACGUACGCACACCUGCC
This is a messenger RNA of Gadus morhua (Atlantic cod), 743 nucleotides long. RefSeq names its product gamma-aminobutyric acid receptor subunit alpha-5. Gene Ontology annotation, biological process: monoatomic ion transmembrane transport. NCBI's taxonomy places the organism in Eukaryota, Metazoa, Chordata, Actinopteri, Gadiformes, Gadidae. Gene Ontology annotation, cellular component: membrane. The record is from RefSeq and is a predicted model, not a curated record. Gene Ontology annotation, molecular function: extracellular ligand-gated monoatomic ion channel activity; GABA-A receptor activity.